Molecule: messenger RNA, 1840 nt
Organism: Hyposmocoma kahamanoa
Lineage: Eukaryota; Metazoa; Arthropoda; Insecta; Lepidoptera; Cosmopterigidae
Exons: 2
Coding region: 1-1227 (408 amino acids)
Source: RefSeq, a predicted model, not a curated record
AUGCCCGUCAGGAAAGUUUCACGGUAUCAUCAAGAUUUUCUCGGAAUUAUUUAUAAAAUAGCUGAUAAAUUGAGACUUCAAGACAUAGAAUACACGUCAGAGUACGGCUCUGACGAUAUCGAUAAUUUCAUGUUUGGAAUAUUCAAAGUAGAACUAAGGGGAUAUCAAGACGAUCAGAAGGUUCAUUAUAAAAUUAUAUUAAAAUGGCAUCCGGAUCCGAAUAUGCGCAAGCUUUUCAGAGAUUUAUACUUACGGGAGUAUACAUUUUACCAAUAUAUCGUACCGGAGCUACUAGAUAUACAAAGGUGUUUCAAUAUCAUUGAAGGAUUGAAAACAAAAUUUAGCAACUGCUUUUAUGCGAGUGCGGAGUAUAAUAAAGAAACCAUAGCUUUUCACAGUAUAACCGAUGAUGGAUUCAAGAUGCUCGAUAGAUUUCAAGAGACUGAUGUAGCGCACGCCUCCCUCGUGGUGAAAAAUUUAGCAAAAAUGCACGCGUUGUCGUUUGUGCUGGAAAAAGUUAAGCCAACUGUGUUUGAGGAGCUAAAGACUCGUUGUCACACAGACGUUCAAUAUUCAGAUCUAGACCGUGUGUCUAAGUCUAUGGAGUGCUACUACAAAGCUUCCGUGAAUGUAGUGUUUGACCCAGUAGUUAGAGAAAAAUUGAGAGCACUAUUACCUAGAUUCUUGCAAGUUUUAAACAGAUGUACAAUGCCAGUGCCUUAUAGUGUUAUUUGUCAUGGCGAUUGUUGGAACAAUAAUAUAUUAUAUAGACAUCAGAGUGGCCGGCCAAUCGACGUCAUUUUCGUGGACUAUCAGCUUUUGAGAUACGCAUCUCCAGUGACUGACAUCUCGUACUUUUUAUACAUGUCCACCGACAGAAGUUUCCUCUCUGCUAAUAAAGAUCGGAUCUUGGACAUUUACUAUAAUACUAUGUCAGCAGUACUUAGACAAUGUAACCUGGACGUCGAAGACGUGUACCCUAGAAGGGUAUUUGAUAAACAUUUAAAGGAAUAUUCAGUAUUUGGUCUUAUUGAAGCUUUAGUUUCGAUGAAAAUUAUAACAGCAGAUGUUGAUGAAGCUAUCAAAAUGACAGGUGAAAUAUGCAAGGAGGAAUUACCGAAGGAUUUAUCGCCAAAUGGAUCUUUGUACGUUGAAAGAGUUAAUGGCGUUGUUGAUGACUUUUUUGAAAGAGGAUAUUCAUUAAAUGCUGUAUUAAAUGAGACGUGACCUUAAUCUAUGUAUUUCGACACAAGGUCUGUAAUGUUAUAAUUUCUGUAGAGUGAAGUAAUGGCUUGUGUUUAAUUCGCUGGUAAUGUUGUAGUAAAUGCUAGGUAUUUCUUUGUUCUUCCGUUACAUUCGUGAUCAUGAGUUGAAAUUUAGAUGCAUUUUCGUUUUUCCCAAUGUAUUUGAAACAUUUAAUCGCCACCCAAUAUGACGGCACACAAUUUUUCUGUUUUGUUAGAAGUUUGAGUAAUGUUCUCAGCUUUGAAAGGAAAUUUAUAAAGAUGAUCUAAAGGCCGCAGUCGUGGUGAUGAAUUAAUUCAUAGUAGCAGGCUAAUUGUCCGCAACAAAGGUUUUUCCCGGACCCGUCCGGACCGGAUGAGCUUUGUCUAACGGAAAAUAAUGGCUCUGCUCCCAGAUGGUGAUGUUUUACACUCAUUCUUAUUCUAGGCAAACGGUCUGUUUUAAGUAAGUUACUGUUGUUUUUCUUUGCUUAUAACUAAUUAUGAUGGGUUUUAAACAUUCUCCUUAGGCCAUUUAAACACUAUACUACUGUUGAAAAGAACAUUUUUAAAUGAUAACUAUGAUAACACAGUAUACUACUUAAUAAAUAUAUGAU